Messenger RNA from Bipolaris maydis ATCC 48331, 1403 nucleotides. NCBI's taxonomy places the organism in Eukaryota, Fungi, Ascomycota, Dothideomycetes, Pleosporales, Pleosporaceae. The record is from RefSeq and is a predicted model, not a curated record.
AUGAAUUGGACAGGUGGUUCACUGCAGCGCACUAAGAAAGCCAACUCGGGCAUGCUACAACGGCAGAGAGCGUAUUUUGCCAAGGCACGAACAAACCUUCAGAACAUACCUCAAACGCCUAUUGCUCCCUUUUGCCCGAGUUAUCUUCGCGACAAUAGCAAAUCAGAUUUUCUAGCGGUUCCUUCGUUUGAGUUGAUCUCGGACCGACACUUGGGUAGCCCGAAACUCAAGGCCCCAGACAAGAAUGUGGAGAUGCAACUGUUGGAGGCGAAUAAGAAAAGGCUGUUAACACAGGCAGAUUGGAUCGGCAUCGACGCUGCAAAGCCAGUGCAACUGCAAUUUGUGUCGUGCAAGCAGAAAGAGAAGAUUGGCAAGCGCAGAAGAAGGACUGGAAAAUGCCGCGCGCAGAAAAGACAGCGUGUUGAGGGAGAAUUAAAACCAAAAAAGCCUCAACUUCAGCACCGGUCCUUUGCUAAACUCUUGGAAAGUUGUGCUAGCCGUGACGGACCCGAGGACAUAGAGGUUCGCAUAGGCACAGAGGCAUUGACAGAUGGACAGUCUGCUCAGCUCCAAGAGUGUGUGCAGUCGGAAGUUUGUUCAAGCCCGAUGCUUUUUGAGCAAGACGAUUUAGUUUCCCGUGACUCAGCGACAUGUGAAGAUGGUGGGCACCAUGACGAGCGCAAUCUGCGUUUUGUGUUUAGGGGCCGGGCCUCUCCCAUGGGUCUACGUACUCAGCACGUAACGGGCAGGCAAAAGAUGGAUGAAACACAGCUACUCGAAGAACCAGCAUCGGUAUCCACAUGCCGGGCCAAACAUGUGCAUGGGGUCACCAAUGACAGCGAGGACCCAAGUGUAUACGCAAUCGUCGAUCAAGAACCCUGGAUGGCGUAUCUCGCAAUUUCCGACGUUUCUUCACGGGCAAACGAUGCGGGAAUUUGGCCCAAAGACGAAUUGCAGGCAUAGACGGGGAAGGGCGCUGGGAAGGAGCAGAGUAAGUAUACAGGUAUUCGGGCCGGGCGGGUAUGAACGAGUGAAUGGGUGGGUGGUGUAGUGUACUAGCACUAGUAGCAGUUGCGAUACCCCAGUCAGCAGUGACGACGGAGCGUAUCGUUGUAGAUCCCAACAAGCGGUAGCUAGUAAGUAGACACAGACGUAUGUAUGCCUGAUCAUCGUUUCGGCGGGGACGUGGGAUGAGGCGGGAGUCGAGAAGUGGAUUGGCCCGUUUUGGCCGAGGAGCAAAUGGCAAGGCCCAUGUUUUGACUUUUAGAGUGGCAGGCUAGCGUAGCUGGCGGACGUACCGCCGUGUUACAUGUCAGCGAAUGAAGAUGGGCAGCUGGCAUUGUCUUUGUGUCGCUGGCGCGCUACGUGAAUAGGGCCCGGAUGGCGUCGAGGCGUUGGAAACG